AUGCCUAACAGGAACUCAGUAAGCAUUUCUAGCAUUUCAUCCAUGUCUUCUUCAAAGCACGACCAGGAGAAACAGGCCGAGGAACAAGAGAUGUUGCAAGUCAAAUUGCCAUCGUCGUCGUCGAUGGACCUGCCUUCUCCAGUGUCCGCACAGCCGCCCAAGGCCACCCCAACGGCAGCCAAGUACAAGCUCUCCUCAGCGGUGGUCAUCCCUAUCUGGAUCGCCCUGAGCUCUGCUGUCAUCAUUUACAACAACUACCUCUACAACACCCUCAACUUCAAGUUCCCAGUUUUUCUUGUGACAUGGCAUUUGGGUUUUGCCGCUAUUGGUACGCGAAUUCUGCAGCGCACCACCAACCUCCUUGAUGGCGUGAAGGACGUACAUAUGACUAAGGAAAUGUUUGUGCGGUCAAUAUUGCCCAUUGGCCUCCUCUUCUCCGGAAGUCUGAUCUUCAGCAACACGGCUUACCUAUACCUGAGCGUGUCCUAUAUUCAGAUGCUCAAGGCCUUCGUCCCCGUCGCAAUUCUACUCAUAUCAUGGACCUUCCGUAUCCAAGAGCCUAACAAGAAGCUGGGUAUCAUCGUAGUUAUGAUCUCUACGGGUGUCGCCCUUGCGUCUCAGGGAGAAAUGCGUUUCAAUAUGAUUGGUUUCCUCGUCCAAGCUGCAGGUGUUGCCUUUGAGGCCUCCCGGCUUGUGAUGAUUCAGAUCCUGUUGCACAACCUCAAGAUGGACCCUCUCGUAUCCCUGCACUACUAUGCACCGGUCUGCGCCAUCAUCAACCUCUUCUUCCUUCCUUUCACAGAAGGACUGGCACCCUUCUACGAGCUGCAGAAGUUGGGCAUCUUUGUAUUGAUCAGCAAUGCCUCAGUUGCAUUCUUAUUGAACGUAGCAGCUGUGUUUUUGGUUGGCGUGGGUAGCGGUCUGAUUUUGACUCUCGCUGGAGUGUUCAAGGAUAUCCUGUUGAUCACUGGAUCAGUCAUUAUAUUUGGAAGUGAAAUCACUCCUCUUCAGGUCUUUGGUUACUCCAUUGCACUUGGCGGUCUCGUGCUUUUCAAGACAUCAGGAGGGAAAUAG
Psilocybe cubensis is the source of this 1074-nucleotide messenger RNA. Its product is annotated as putative sugar phosphate/phosphate translocator. Gene Ontology annotation, molecular function: antiporter activity. Bases 1 to 1074 code for a protein of 357 amino acids. The record is from RefSeq and is a predicted model, not a curated record. NCBI's taxonomy places the organism in Eukaryota, Fungi, Basidiomycota, Agaricomycetes, Agaricales, Agrocybaceae. The transcript is spliced from 5 exons. Gene Ontology annotation, cellular component: Golgi apparatus; trans-Golgi network; endosome.